AUUAGAAGUUAAAAACGUUCGCGGAUUGUAUUAUUUAUUUCUUUCUUUUGUUUAGCAUUAAAAUGAAAGAUAUUUUGCAGCCAGUGUUAGAAAAUUAUCCGAAGUUAAAUUUUGAAAGGCAAUCUAGUCCUAGUUACGUUGAAAUUUAUACAAAAACUAACAAUGAAAUCGUUAUGGUUUACUCCAAAGCAAAACAAUCAGGAUCAGGAACAAAUGAAAACAACUCCAAAAGUAUUAAAAACGAGCAAGAUGAAUUGGACUUAACUGGAUCUCCGUUAAAAUUGGAUCUAAGUAUUCAUGCUAUGUUAGAUGAAACCAUGAUGUCUGAAGAACCACAACUAUGGAGAAAAGAGGAAUUUCUCCACUGUCCUAUUGAUAUUGAAAAAGCUAGGGAAAUAGCAAAUUUAUACACAAAAAACCUCUCUACAUUAUCUAAAGAGGAAGCAAUACCCAUGUGGAUUCUCUGCACUCCUAGUGAAGGCAAACCCUUACUUCUAACUAUACAAUCUAAUAAAGACGAGUUUACAAGAGGCAUUGUUAAUUAUAAGGGUGCGGUCACACUAGAGGAUGUUGAUGUUGAGAAUCUGAUGAAAGAUUUUGCUGUGCAAGAAUGUAUUGAUGAAGAUUUGGUAAAUGUAUCAGUAGAUUGCAAAUACACAGUGUCUGGUAUAUCCUACGGCCAGUUGAACUACGAAGAUCUAUUAAAUACUCCACACAGUGGUAUAACCGAAUUGCAUUGCACAUGGGCAGCUAAAACAUUGUUAACACCUUUUAUAAGUUGUAAAGUACAUUUUGAACAAGAAGUAAUAAUAGGCCAUCUCGCCAGCCCCUGCAACGCUGUAUGGAAAUCAGUUUGUGCGCUACAUCAAAUUAAUGAAUUGCUCGUUGAUAUGACAGCUGCUGCUGGUAAUGUUGAUCUGGAGAAGGCUGUUAUUAGAAACCUAAUCCCCGGCAUGAAGCGAUAUAACAAUACAAAGCGUCUUAAUGAAUUACUUAACGAAACCGAAAUAUACACAUAUACAGCAGAAUGUCCGACGGGAGGUUGUCUGUGUGUCACAGAUAACACGACUACGUUACGACAAUGUAUGAAUGAUAUGAACAAAAUGGGAUCUAGUAAUGAUUUUACGUAUAAAUUGUGGGAUGUUUUGAGAGAUUCUGAAACUGCAGAAGAACUGAUAACAUUAUUACUACAAGCUCUCACAUUUAUUUCUUCAGGAAAAAUCCGUCCAUUUAUCGACGUGAACAACAAAUCCCUGCUAUCAAAACUAGUGCUAAAGCUAUCGAGAGGUCACUCCCAAACAUCGAAAGUACUAAAGAACCUCCGUUCCAGUCCACCACAAGCUAUGUCUUUGAUCGCUCAAGUCGGUUUUGAGAAAACUAUGUGGGAGUAUACUAGGAUCAUGUCACUUCUGGAACAUUCUUUCUUUCUAAAUGGCGUGUGGAGUAAUGAUGCCAGGUCAAAAGAAAAAAUCGAUCAAAUAAACCAAACAAUCCAAGACAUGACUAUGGGCGGUGAGUUCACACUGAACCCCUUCGAGAGCUACACAACAACCGAACAUUCCAUACGACUGGACUCUGAGUCCUUCUGUGUGGAAGAUACAAAUGAUCUAACUGUUGAUGACUUCGCUUCACUGAAGAGUCGAGGACUUGUUAGUGAGAAGAAGGAUUGUAAUGAGGUGCCCCUAAUAGCUGAUGAAAUAGACAUAAGUCCAUGGAAGAGCCUCCUCAUGAGAUUUGCGCAAGUUCACGUGUGUUUGGAACAUUUGUAUCGCGCGGAAACAUGCUUACGAGCUGAUUUUGCACAAUUAAAACCAAUGGCGUCGCGUAUUUUAGAACUGUAUGUAUCAGAGAAAUCUCCAGUCAAAACGGUGGGACAGUUGAUGAAUGAUCCCAUAUUAAAGAUAAACAUACCAAUAACAAAUAAUAUUGUUCAGGACCAUUUGAAAAAAUCUGCAACUUGGUACCGUCUAGAACUCAGUAAGAAGGAUAGAGCAAUCGACUCUGGCCUCAAACGUGAAUGUAAACUCGUCUAUGUGUACUCUCAGUUGCCAGUUUUCCCGCCUAAUGUGUGGCAACAUAUUGAAACACCAAGCGAAGAAGUGGGAGAAACUACAACGGUUGUAGAAGAAGUAAAAUAUCACUGUACAAAGUAUACAUAUUUAUCAAAUAAAGUCAACAGAAAUAUUGUUUUUUGAAACUUUGUGGGUGAAAUCGUGAUAAAUUAUAUUUUUACUAUUUUUAU
Colias croceus (clouded yellow) is the source of this 2242-nucleotide messenger RNA. RefSeq names its product protein zwilch (gene Zwilch). The coding region runs from base 63 to 2195 and encodes 710 amino acids. NCBI's taxonomy places the organism in Eukaryota, Metazoa, Arthropoda, Insecta, Lepidoptera, Pieridae. Gene Ontology annotation, cellular component: RZZ complex. The transcript is spliced from 14 exons. Gene Ontology annotation, biological process: protein localization to kinetochore; mitotic spindle assembly checkpoint signaling. The record is from RefSeq and is a predicted model, not a curated record.